Paramisgurnus dabryanus is the source of this 1191-nucleotide messenger RNA. RefSeq names its product transmembrane protein 251 (gene lyset). Lineage: Eukaryota; Metazoa; Chordata; Actinopteri; Cypriniformes; Cobitidae. The record is from RefSeq and is a predicted model, not a curated record.
CGCAUUGAAAAAUGAUAGGUUUGUAUGAAUUCAUCUAAGUUGAGAUAACAUAGUAAAAUAUUUUAAAAAUGUGGUGUUUUCCUUUAAAGGCAGGCUGCACAUGAAAUUGCAAGGGAGUAACUUGUAUUUGUUUGGCAAAUACUAAUUAUCAUGCAUCCUUGUUGGAAUAUGUAAACAUCUACAAGUGGCUUUUGAAAAAAAGUGGUUGUCUGUGGGUAUGCUUGCUUACUGAACUUUAUAUAAAAUUGUUGAGAGAUAUCCACAUCACUGUGUGGACAAGAGUGUGGAUCUCGCAUAAGGAACAUAAACAUUAUUUGGAUCUGCUGAAUGUGGAAGAGAAGAUCAUAGAAAAUUAUGAAUUUCCGUCAGCGAAUGGGGUGGAUGGGUGUUGGACUGUACCUGUUGGCCAGUGUAGCUGCAGUGUAUUAUAUAUUUGAGAUCAGCCAAACAUACAAGGGGCUUGUGCUAUCCCAUGUAGAAAAGGCAGCUGGUGCACAACCAAAAUGGAUUGGAGAUACUCCUUCCUCCGCCCCUUUGUCAACCUCAUUGACAUUGACUUUGAAAACAAGACUACUGCUGCUUCCCUUCUGGGUGUGGGCCACCAUCUUCCUUCUUCUCUACCUGCAGGUGUUUCUCUUUCUGUAUUCCUGCACGAGGGCGGACCCCAAAACUGUAGGAUACUGCAUUUUGCCCAUCUGCCUUGCUGUGCUUUGCAACCAUCACCAAACCUUUACCAAGGCCUCUAAUCGUAACAGCAGACUGCAAGUGAUUGACACAUGAAGUGCAUUGUUUAGGAUGUGGGAUCAGUGUUUGGUAAAAUAGAAAAAUGCAUUCAUAAACAAGAUAACAGCACUUUGGUCAAUACAGGAAUAUACGUGGAUGUGAGGUUUUGUUGUUGGCCUUGUUGGGACACGCUUUUUUAAGUGUUUUCUUUAAAACUAAGGAUUUGAUUUCAGUGCUUUUAUUAUGCUGCAAAAGACUGGACCAUAUGUGGCACUAUUUUAAAAGUUGUAAUUUGUUUUAACUGAAAUAAGUCACAUUUUAAUUUUGUAAUUGAAGUUAAAUUUGAUAAAUGAAAUCUACAGUCUAAAUAGUAGCAAUCAAGCCAUUGUCCUAGAUGUGCACCUAGAAUGUGGGUAGGUGAUUUUACAUGUAGAAGACUUUUUGCAAACUAUUUGUCUGACAGCUGCA